CAAUAGCCCGCGACUCGUUACCCAUUUUCUGAGGCAGCCAUAUCAGCAGUCGUCUGCGGAUGUUUGUAAUCCCUGUAGCCAUGCUGUAAAGAACGACUCUAUCACAAUCUCCAAUGCCCUUCAGCGCAAAUGAAAAAUCUUGCAGAAGUACAUCUCUUGCUGUUCCGUUGUAUGGCCAAAGGUCAUAGGAGGCAAUAUGUGUUUUGGUGGUUACUGUCCAGGCAAGCACGGUGGCACCCAGUGGGAGAGGAGGUGGAGGCUGUGUACAUUUGCCUUCCGAUCCAUGUUUCAAAGUCAGCAUGGUGACUGUUUGGCCACCAAACGAAUGCGCAGGCGGACAAUCCCCCUCCUCCAAUCACGUCACUUCUUCGACUUCGACUUCACCAC
Molecule: messenger RNA, 387 nt
Organism: Gamsiella multidivaricata
Lineage: Eukaryota; Fungi; Mortierellomycota; Mortierellomycetes; Mortierellales; Mortierellaceae
Exons: 2
Coding region: 130-306 (58 amino acids)
Source: RefSeq, a predicted model, not a curated record